Molecule: messenger RNA, 1986 nt
Organism: Hibiscus syriacus
Lineage: Eukaryota; Viridiplantae; Streptophyta; Magnoliopsida; Malvales; Malvaceae
Product: receptor-like cytosolic serine/threonine-protein kinase RBK1
Exons: 8
Coding region: 304-1731 (475 amino acids)
Biological process (GO): protein phosphorylation
Molecular function (GO): protein kinase activity; ATP binding
Source: RefSeq, a predicted model, not a curated record
CAUGCAUGGAAUUUUGUUAUUUUUCAGUGUUCAAUUCGCAUCGGUUAAAUUAUUCGCUGUAAUUUACUUUGAAUUUACUUUUUUCUUUCUCUAAAUUACUCUUCUUUAAAGCAUGAUCUUGCUUUCUGCAAAUGUCUUGGGAAGGUACUCAUUGUUUGGGUGGUCGGAGAUCGGACCAUCUAUUAUUAGUUGGCAACGGUGGUCACUAUCUGGACAGUCCGAGAGCUUGCAAGAGAAAUUGAUCUUAUGUUCAAUUCUUGAAACUAUUUUUUCUUGAAAGAAUCGAGCUGCCGGAUCUCUUCCAUGGUUCGAGUUUUAGCUUUCCUUUCGAGCUACUUAACUGAUACAAGAAGAGAGAUGGUAGAAGAGAUAGAGCCAGAAACGGAAUCAAAAUCCGAGGUUCUUACGAGCAGUGAAUCAUUAGAUGGAAAUAACGAUCCACCGUCGAGAAGGGAAUCGGAGUUGCCCGUCCGGGUAACGUAUUCCGAUAUCAGCGGGCUUUGGACCAGCAAUUCUGCCUACUAUCCUCAUAAGCUGCCUCCUGUCUUCCCGAAAUGGAACCGAGAUUCUUAUUCUUCGCAAUGGAAGAGUGUGAUUGAAAACAUCAAGAAGAAAUCAGCGAAAGGUUUCUCUAUUAUCCCUUCGCUCACAUAUAAUUACGAUAUUUCGAGAAAGAAGUGGAGAAAAUUGUCCAGACUUUAUUGCCCCGAGGCUGGUGUUGUCGAUAAGCCAUUGUGGAAGACUUUUUCUUACUCCGACCUUGCUGUUGCUACAGAUAAUUUCAGCCCUGAGAAUUUGCUGGGAGAAGGGGGAAAUGCGGAAGUAUACAAAGGGCACUUAACUGAUGGCCAAGUUGUAGCAGUGAAGAAGCUAACAAAGAAUGAGAAAGAAGAAGAAGAUAUAGCCAAUGAUUUCUUGUUAGAACUCGGGAUCAUUGCUCACAUCAAUCACCCGAAUGCAGCUCGCUUGAUCGGAUUCGGUGUUGAUGGAGGCUUGCACUUAGUCCUUCAGUUUGCCCCUCGUGGCAGCCUUGCUUCUGUGCUUUUUGCAGGUUCAGAUGAAUGUCUAGAUUGGAAGACAAGGUAUAAAGUGGCCACCGGGAUAGCAGAGGGGCUGAAAUAUCUCCAUCAUGACUGUCCGAAGCGCAUUAUACACCGAGACAUCACGGCCUCCAACAUAUUGCUCACCGAAGAUUAUGAAGCUCAUAUCUCGGAUUUCGGUCUGGCAAAGUGGCUACCAGAGAAUUGGCAUCAACAUGUUGUCCAUCCCAUCGAAGGAACAUUCGGAUAUUUAGCUCCAGAGUAUUUCAUGCAUGGAAUAGUCGAUGAAAAGACCGAUGUAUUCGCAUUCGGAGUUCUACUACUGGAGAUAUUAACAGGCCGCCGUGCAGUUGAUUCGUCCAGACAAAGCCUCGUGAUUUGGGGAAAACCACUUCUGGAAAAAAAUAAAGUGAAGGAAUUGGUAGAUCCUCGACUAGAAGACAAUUACGAUCAAACCGAAGUGAAACGUGCAAUGUUUACAGCUUUCUUGUGUAUAAACCACUUAGCCAAACUACGUCCAAGCAUGAGUAGGGUCGUAGAGUUGCUUAAGAACGAAGAUGGUCCGGUAGAGUGGCAACAGAAAGGUUUUGGAGGGAAAGCAGUGAUAGUAGACGGUUGUGAUUUCCUAGAUUAUAAUCGAGCCAGCUAUCUAAAUGACCUGGACCGGCAUAUGCAGCUGGUUUUGGAAUAAUGGGUUCAGUUGGAUGUGUGAAAAAUUGGAACAAAUCAAUGAAAUGAAUUUUCAUAGUGUUUUCUUCUUCAGGUAAAUUUUCAGCUCCUUUGUUGUUUCGUUUAGCCAGAGGGGUUGCCAUUGGAACACUCUGAAGAUGAUUGGGAAACCGGCGUCAAUGCCACAAUUAAAGGGGAAACUUAGAGAUCAGAUGUCAUUUGUAUAAUAUUGUACUGAAAUGUACAAAAAAAUGGAAAAAAAAUUGUUAAUAUUUUU